Dovyalis caffra is the source of this 3162-nucleotide messenger RNA. Lineage: Eukaryota; Viridiplantae; Streptophyta; Magnoliopsida; Malpighiales; Salicaceae. The record is from the annotation of a GenBank genome assembly.
AUGGACACUGACCCAACUCACGGCCAAGAUUUCAUGGAUUCCAUGCUGUGCGUUUUGGGUUCGAGACUGAUCCAGUCAGGGUUAAUAAACGCCACCCUUUUCAAAGAGAGUCCAGUGAUAUUUGUAAAUGCGGGAGGCGGGGCUAUAAAGAGAGAAGGGAAUAUCAAUCUUGAUAUUCAGAAAGAUUGCUGUUUUAAAGGAGGAGAUGUUCUAAGAACAGAUGAGAGCAUACUUAAUGGUGGUGAUAUGCCUUGCGUUUAUCAAUCAGCAAGGUUUGGUACCAACUUGAGUUACAAGUUCAAUGACAUGCCGGUUGGAGAGUAUUUGGUGGAUCUUCAUUUUGCAGAGAUAGUUUACACUAAUGGUCCUAAAGGAAUGAGAGUCUUUGACGUUAUAUCAGAGCUUGAUGUAUACUCUGUUGUUGGUGCCAAUAAACCAUUGCAAGUGGUGGAUGUUAGGGUUUCUGUUGGGGAAGAUAGGGUGAUUUUUAUAAGGUUUGAUGGGGUUGUAGGGAGCCCAAUAGUUAGUGGGAUUUGUAUAAAGCAGGCGACAGAAUUGCCUAAAUAUUCGGUUGAACAAAAGUUUUUAGUGUGUAACAAUUGUGCCGCCGAAGUAAAAAUUUCAUCUGUUCAGAAUAAAUUAACGAGGAUGAACGCUUUAGCAAAGUAUGAAAAGAAGAUAAAAGAGUUGAAGGCUCAAUGCCAACUCAAGACAGAUGAAUGCUAUGAGGCUUGGAUGUCACUGACCGCUGCGAAUGAGGAACUGGAGAAGGUUAGGAUGGAACUCGACAAUAAGUUCUUCAGAAAUAUGCAAUUAGAUCAAGCCAUACAAAAGCAAACAGCAGAAUUGAGGGAUGUUUCUAUUCGAUAUGAGUGUGAUAGGAAGCUGUGGGCGGCAGCCAUUGAUGAUUUUGAAAAGAAAAUAAAGAUGAUGAAGAUUGAGCACUCUCAACUCUCCCAUGCAGCUCAUGCUUGUGCCAAUACAAUUCCUGAAUUAAAUAAGAUGAUAAUUGCAGUUCAAGACAUAGUUGCAAAACAUGAAGACCUCAAACUGAAGUUAAAUGAAGAGCAGGCAAAGAGUAAGAAGCUUUAUAACCAAGUGCAGGAAGCAAAAGGGAACAUAAGAGUGUUCUGUAGGUGCCGCCCGUUGAGUAAGGAAGAAGUGUCAACUGGGUAUCAAACAGUGGUAGAUUUUAGUGCAGCUAAAGAUGGGGAUCUUGCAGUAAUUGCAAGUGGCUCCACAAAGAAAAUUUUCAAAUUUGAUCGAGUUUACACUCCUAAGGACGAUCAAGGCAUAACACCUUCGGAGGAAUCUCCUCCAAAACUAUUUGAUGUCUUCGCGGAUGCUUCUGCUAUGGUGACCUCAGUGUUAGAUGGUUACAAUGUUUGCAUAUUUGCAUUCGGGCAAACUGGAACCGGAAAGACUUUCACUAUGGAGGGUACGGAGCAAAACCGAGGAGUCAACUACAGAACUUUACAUCAAUUAUUUAAAGUUGCUGAGGAAAGGAAAGAAACUGUCACUUAUGACAUUUCUGUUAGCGUGCUUGAAGUUUAUAAUGAGCAAAUCAGAGACUUGCUUGCCACCUCAACAACAACAAAGAGGUUGGAUAUAAAACAAGUGUCUGAUGGGGUCCAUCACGUGCCAGGGAUAGUUGAAGCAAAAGUUGAGGGUAUUAAGCAGGUCUGGGAUGUUUUGCAAGUCGGAAGUAAUUCAAGGGCUGUGGGGUCAAACAAUGUGAAUGAACGUAGUAGCCGAUCUCAUUGCAUGCUUUGCACAAUGGUAAGAGCAAAGAACCUGGUAAAUGGUGAGUGCACAACGAGCAAGCUAUGGCUUGUGGACUUGGCAGGCAGUGAGAGGCUAGCAAAGACAGAGGUUCAAGGGGAACGACUUAAGGAAGCUCAAAAUAUAAACAGAUCACUUUCAGCUCUUGGGGAUGUUAUUUCUUGUUUGGCAAAUAAGAGUAGUCACAUUCCAUUCAGAAACUCGAAGCUCACCCAUUUACUCCAGGAUUCGUUAGGUGGUGAUUCAAAAACCCUUAUGUUUGUGCAAAUCAGCCCUUCUGAUCAUGACAUAGGCGAGACUCUAAGUUCUCUAAACUUUGCAACUCGAGUUCGAGGGGUUGAGUUGGGUCCUGCCAAAAAGCAGAUUGAUAUGGGUGAGCUUCAAAAGCUCAAAACAAUGCUUGAUAAAGCAAAACAAGAAUUGAGAUCUAAAGAUGACGCCAUGCGCAACCUAGAAGCGGGUUUUCAAAAUUUAGAAGGUAAGGCCAAAGUCAAGGAUCAGCUUUUCAAAAAUCAACAGGAAAAGGUUAAUGAACUAGAGAAUCAACUUGCAUCAAAGACAGAGUUAUGCAGACAGCUAGAGAAGCAGCUGUUACAACUUUCAGAAGUAAAGAAGGGAAAUGAAGAAAUUUUCUCGAUUUUCCAGCAGAAGGUCAACGAACUCGAGACGAAGCUGAAAGAGCAGGAAGAAGCAGAGUCCAUGAAUCUUCAUUACAAGGUCAAGGAGCUUGAAAACAGAAUGAAAGAGAGAACACAGGAGUAUGAGCUUCAUACAAAGAGACUCCAACAAAAGCCACUCAUAAAGGGUAAACCGGUGAAGGCUGAAGUAUUGAAAGAGUUGAAGGAAGCUGAAAACAAACCAUGGGGAAAAGAAAAUUCCGAAUCUCGGUUGCUUCAACAAAAGAUCAAUGUUCUUGAAGAAAAGCUAAGACAACUUGAACAUAGAGAUUGUUUGCCAAUGCCACCACCCUCUGCUGAAAAGUCGGAAGCCACUCCAGUUUUGUCAAGAGCGGAAACCAUAAAUGACGUUGAUCCACUUGGUCAAAGAAGCUUAAACCCCUCUAACCGAACAAUAAACCAAGAAUCUGGCUUGCUCAAGGGAACGGCAUCCCUUUGUGAGUUAAGGAGAAAAAGAGACAUCCAGAGCAAAGGGAUGGAGAAUAAUUUCUUAAUAUCAGCCACCUUACUCGAGAAGAAGAGAUUACCAGCUGAAUCAAGUAAGGAAAGGCAUCCUGACCCUUCUAGAGCAUUAGCAAGGAUUACUAGAAGUACAAAACCAGUUAGUACUACUCAGAAGACACACUCCAAUACUGCUAACAGAAUAAACAAAGAUCAGGCUCCAGGAGCAAGGGAUAGCAAAUUCAAGGUUUGGUUGAGGUAG